This is a messenger RNA of Triticum turgidum subsp. durum (durum wheat), 1047 nucleotides long. NCBI's taxonomy places the organism in Eukaryota, Viridiplantae, Streptophyta, Magnoliopsida, Poales, Poaceae. The record is from the annotation of a GenBank genome assembly.
AUGGCGUCGCCGAAGAAAGCAAAGCCGCGGGCGAGGCGGCCCCUGCUGCUCCGGCGAGCCAUGCUGCAUUCCUCCCUCUGCUUCCUCCUCGGCCUCCUUGCCGGCCUCGCCCCGGCCUUCCGCUGGACCCACGUAGCAUCAACCGCGGCCACCGCCCACGUCUUCCGCGCGCUCCACGCCGUCGACGGCGCCUUCAACCACACCGUGCUCCUGCUCCAGCAACAGCAGCGGCAGCUGCAGCACGGACCCGUCGACGUCGCCGUCACCGCCCUCCCCUCGCCGCCGCCAGAGCCGGAGCCGCUGCGCCAGCCGCAGCUGCUGCUGGUCGUGACGGCCACGGAGCGGUCGGACCCGGAGAGGCGCGCAGCAGGGCUCACCCGCGCGGCGCACGCACUCAGGCUCGUGCCCCCGCCGGUGCUGUGGCUGGUGGUGGAGCGGGCGACGGAGGCCCCGGACACGGCGCGGCUGCUGCGCGGCGCCGGGGUGUCGUACCGGCACCUGACCUACCCCGAGAACUUCACGGCAGACGGCGUCGGCACGGAGAAGGAGCGGCACCACCAGCGGAACGUGGCGCUGGGGCACGUGGAGGAGCACCGCCUGGCCGGGGUCGUGCUCUUCGCCGGCCUCGGCGACGUCUACGACCUCCGCUUCUUCGACCAGCUCAGGCAGAUCAGGACGUUCGGUGCGUGGCCGGUCGCGACGGUGUCGGAGCGCGAGCGGAAGGCGACGGUGGAAGGGCCGGUGUGCGGAGGCUCGCCGUCGGCGGUCACCGGCUGGUUCUCCACGGCCGACGCGACGCCGACGGUGAGGGCGGCGAGGCCGCCGGCGGGCACCGUGGACGUGGCGCGCUUCGCGUUCGGCAGCGCCCUGCUCUGGAACCCGCACCGGUGGGACCGCUUCCCCGUCUCCGAGCCCGACGCCUCACAGGAUUCGGUAAAGUUUGUGCAACGAUUGGCCGCAGAGGAGUACAACGAGUCGAGAGGAAUGCCCGAUCCCGACUGCUCGGAGAUCAUGGUGUGGCGUGGAGAUCAGCUCGUCGCUACCUAG